GGGGGAGGAGCAGGAAGUGGCGGUGCGAGGGCUGCUGCACAGCUAGCAGAGCCGCGGUCCGGACGGCAGCGCGUGCCCCGAGCUCUCCACCUCCCCCCGCCCGCCAGCCCGAGGCCCCCGAGCCCAGCCCGCGGCCCCAGCAGCAGCGCCCAGAGCAGCCCCAGCAGCAGCGCCAUGGCCGGGUGGAACGCCUACAUCGACAACCUCAUGGCGGACGGGACCUGUCAGGAUGCGGCCAUCGUGGGCUACAAGGACUCGCCCUCCGUCUGGGCCGCCGUCCCCGGGAAAACCUUCGUCAACAUCACGCCAGCUGAGGUUGGUGUCCUGGUUGGCAAAGACCGGUCAAGUUUUUUCGUGAACGGGCUGACACUUGGGGGCCAGAAAUGCUCUGUUAUCCGGGACUCGCUGCUGCAGGACGGGGAAUUUACCAUGGAUCUCCGUACCAAGAGCACCGGGGGAGCUCCCACCUUCAACAUCACUGUCACCAUGACUGCCAAGACGCUAGUCCUGCUGAUGGGCAAAGAAGGUGUCCACGGCGGGAUGAUCAACAAGAAAUGUUAUGAAAUGGCCUCCCACCUGCGGCGUUCCCAGUACUGACCUCGUCCACCCCUCCCCCCCCCCACCCCCCACCCCCCACUGCUUUUGCACCCCUCUCCUUCCCAUACACACACGUACACCAUUUUUAUUUUUUGGGC
Messenger RNA from Panthera uncia (snow leopard), 695 nucleotides. It is a transcript of the gene PFN1, whose product is annotated as profilin 1. The transcript is spliced from 3 exons. Gene Ontology annotation, biological process: positive regulation of actin filament bundle assembly; actin cytoskeleton organization; regulation of actin filament polymerization. Gene Ontology annotation, cellular component: cytoplasm. Gene Ontology annotation, molecular function: actin binding. The coding region runs from base 175 to 597 and encodes 140 amino acids. NCBI's taxonomy places the organism in Eukaryota, Metazoa, Chordata, Mammalia, Carnivora, Felidae. The record is from RefSeq and is a predicted model, not a curated record.